Molecule: messenger RNA, 1959 nt
Organism: Mauremys mutica (yellowpond turtle)
Lineage: Eukaryota; Metazoa; Chordata; Testudines; Geoemydidae
Product: glucosamine-6-phosphate isomerase 1-like
Exons: 6
Coding region: 16-882 (288 amino acids)
Biological process (GO): N-acetylneuraminate catabolic process; D-glucosamine catabolic process; N-acetylglucosamine catabolic process
Cellular component (GO): cytoplasm
Molecular function (GO): glucosamine-6-phosphate deaminase activity; identical protein binding
Source: RefSeq, a predicted model, not a curated record
AAUGUGCAGGAGACAAUGAAACUCAUCAUUCUUGAGAACUAUGCGCAAGCCAGUGAGUGGGCUGCAAAAUACAUUAGGAAUCGAAUUAUCCAGUUUAACCCUGGCCCUUACAAAUACUUCACUCUUGGACUUCCCACAGGAAGCACUCCUUUAGGAUGUUACAAAAAGCUGAUUGAGUAUUACAAGAAUGGAGACUUGUCCUUCAAAUAUGUGAAAACUUUUAAUAUGGAUGAAUAUGUAGGUCUCCCAAGGGAUCACCUGGAAAGUUAUCACUCCUUCAUGUGGAAUAACUUUUUCAAGCACAUUGACAUCUCUCCAGAAAACACCCAUAUUCUGGAUGGAAAUGCAACUGACCUACAGGCGGAGUGUGAUGCUUUUGAGGGGAAAAUCAAAGCAGCUGGUGGAAUCGAACUCUUUGUUGGAGGUAUUGGCCCAGAUGGUCAUAUUGCCUUCAACGAGCCCGGCUCAAGUCUGGUGUCCAGAACUAGAGUGAAGACGUUGGCUAUGGACACCAUCUUGGCUAAUGCUAGAUUCUUUGAUGGCGACCUCUCCAAAGUCCCCACAAUGGCGCUCACAGUUGGAGUAGGCACAGUCAUGGAUGCUAGAGAGGUUAUGAUUCUAAUCACAGGAGCCCAUAAAGCAUUUGCUUUGUACAAAGCCAUUGAGGAAGGAGUAAACCACAUGUGGACAGUAUCUGCCUUUCAGCAGCAUCCCAGCACUGUCUUUGUGUGUGAUGAGGAUGCCACCCUAGAACUCAAAGUUAAAACAGUGAAAUACUUUAAAGGUUUAAUGCUUGUUCAUAACAAGCUUGUGGAACCCUUAUAUAGUAUGAAGGAAACAGGAGCAGAAAGAAGACAGUCUAAGAAGCCGUACAGUGACUAGUUUCUUUGGGGCUGGUGUGAUGCUAAGCAGGCUCUUCUCUUGGAAACCAGCAGAGAAGGAAUCCCUACACAUUCUUCUUGUACUUGUUCAUAAAUCAGGGGAGAUGUGCUCAUUAUUGUCUCCAUCUUUUAAAAGAGAUGAAUGCUGAGUACAUUGGGUUUAAUAAACUAGAUGAGGAUGGGACCUUAUGUACUGUGUUCUAACAACCACACAACUACUCUCGCGCGAGUGGUGAAGCCAAUUGAAAUGAGAUGUAUAACCUGUAAAGCAAGUAAAUGAGAACAGGAAAUAGAUAUCCCUCAACUCAAAGGUGAGGAUAUGAAAGGAAGUAAAAUCAAAUGGGUAACUAUAUAAGGUAUUACAUUUGAAGGACACACAUCUAGGUUUCUCUUCCCCCCCACAGUGCACUUAUUAAUCUCAACUUCACUAGCAUCAUGAAAUGGAAGUACUAGCACUAACUAGAGCUAGCCAUUAAAUAAACUUCUUCAAAGCUCCCCUGAAUUAAUUUGUACCAUUUUAGUUUAGGGGCUUUCUUGAGGAGAUGCUGCUAACUUCAGUGUUCAUUGAUGUAUAUAUGCUUCCACUAAAGCCCUGAUUCUGUGAUGUACUAGGCACCCUCCACUUUAGCAAAAUCCCAAACACUGCACCUGUCCUGGCUCUUCAGUUGUCUCAGCUUAAAGAAAUAGCUGUCACCAAAUGGUUAAACAGCAAUAGUUCCUUAUCCAUCUGUGUAACUCUGGCUACUAUUUCACUUCAUGGUCGGAAUUCUAAAAAUCCAAACAUUAUCUGAAUUUCACUGUAUGUCAAGACUAAGGUACUGUCAUUAGACAAUAGCAAUCAAGUCUAAAUAUCUGUGGCUUCAGUUUUCCCCCCAUGCCGUUAAGUAUUCUGUUAGUUGCAGCAGGGUAGGGCCAAUUGCCCUCCCCAAAUCUUCUAGCCAGUUCACCUCUUGCCUUUCCUCAUAAGUCAUGGUGGUAUAAACCCUAACCUAUGUCUGAGUUAUUGAAGUCCUCAAAUUGUGGUUUGAAAGACCUCAAGCUGCAGAGAAUCCUCCAGCAAGUGACCUGUGCCCCAUGC